Molecule: messenger RNA, 2477 nt
Organism: Laetiporus sulphureus 93-53
Lineage: Eukaryota; Fungi; Basidiomycota; Agaricomycetes; Polyporales; Laetiporaceae
Exons: 9
Coding region: 75-2330 (751 amino acids)
Biological process (GO): L-leucine biosynthetic process
Cellular component (GO): 3-isopropylmalate dehydratase complex
Molecular function (GO): 3-isopropylmalate dehydratase activity; 4 iron, 4 sulfur cluster binding
Source: RefSeq, a predicted model, not a curated record
CUCGUCUGCUGACUCAUUUGCAAGUAAACCGAAGUCUUGUUGUCUGGGCCUCCUGAAAGCUGCUGUAUACCACCAUGCCCGCACCCGUCCAGCAACCUCGCACUCUCUACGACAAAAUCUGGGAUGACCAUGUCAUUGACGUUCAGGAGGAUGGUCUGGCUCUCAUAUACAUCGACAGGCAUCUCGUUCACGAGGUGACUAGUCCGCAAGCUUUCGAAGGACUGCGAACUGCAGGGCGACGUGUCCGCAGACCUGACUGCACGCUGGUCACCGUCGAUCACAACGUUCCCACGACAUCGCGCAAGAACUUCACUUCUGUAGAGUCGUUUAUCGAGCAGCCUGACUCGAGGGCACAAUGCCAGGCUCUGGAGGAGAACGUGAAGGAGUUUGGGUUGACUUACUUUGGGAUGACGGACAGGCGGCAGGGAAUCGUGCAUAUCAUUGGCCCUGAGCAGGGCUUCACUCUCCCGGGUAUAACCUGUGUUUGUGGAGAUUCACACACGUCAACACACGGUGCAUUCGGUUCCCUGGCUUUCGGUAUCGGCACGUCGGAGGUCGAGCAUGUGCUCGCAACCCAAACUCUGCUCCAAAAGAAGAGCAAGAACAUGCGCAUCACCGUCGAGGGCAAUCUGCACGAAGGUGUCACCUCCAAGGACGUCAUCCUGCACAUCAUCGGUGUGAUAGGGACUGCAGGCGGCACAGGCUGCGUCGUCGAGUAUGCUGGUAAUGUCAUCCGCGGGUUCAGUAUGGAGGCGCGCAUGAGCAUUUGCAACAUGAGCAUCGAGGGUGGUGCUCGCGCUGGUCUCAUUGCGCCUGACGAGACGACCUUUGCGUAUCUCCGCAACCGGCCGCUUGCACCGAAGGGUGAAGUCUGGGAUCGCGCCGAGGCAUACUGGCGCACGCUGAACUCGGACGAGGGUGCCAAGUUCGACAUCGAAGUGCCCAUCCGCGCGGAGGACAUCCUGCCCACCGUCACCUGGGGCACAUCGCCACAGGAUGUCGUGCCGAUCACGGGGAAAGUGCCGGACCCCUCGAAGAUCGAGGACCCGAAGCGGCGCGAGACCGUGCAGCGUGCGCUGACGUACAUGGGACUCACGCCGAACACGCCCAUGGAGGAGAUCAAGAUCGAUAAGGUGUUCAUUGGCUCGUGCACGAACGCGCGCAUCGAGGACCUUCGCUCAGCCGCGAGAAUCGUGCUCGCCGCGGGCCCGGAUGCGAAGGUUGCGCCAAACGUGUCUGCGAUGGUCGUGCCCGGCUCUGGGCUGGUGAAGCAGCACGCGGAGGCGGAGGGGCUCGAUGUCAUCUUCAAGCGUGCGGGUUUCGACUGGCGCGAGGCGGGUUGUUCGAUGUGUCUCGGGAUGAACCCGGACAAGCUCGAGCCGGAGGAGCGCUGCGCGAGCACCAGCAAUCGCAACUUUGAGGGCCGUCAGGGCCCGCGUGGCCGGACGCACCUCGUGAGCCCAGCAAUGGCGGCGGCGGCGGCGAUGACGGGUCACCUGACGGACGUGCGCAGGUUUCUCGGUGCGGACAAGUCGGCGGCCCCGAAAAUGAAGGUCGUGAACGAGCUGCAGUUCUUGACGGACGAGGUGCAGCCUGCGCCUGCGCCAGAGCCGGUGAAGGAGGUGUCGGGCCAGCCGCUGCCCGCUGCGGAGGCACCGACCACCGUCGCGCCUUUUAGAGUGCUGAAGGGCAUUGCGGUGCCGCUGCACAUUGAGAACGUCGACACAGACAUGAUCAUUCCUGCGCGGUUCUUGAAGACGCUGAAACGCACCGGUCUCGCGGAUGCGCUGUUCUACGCCCUCCGUAGGACUCCGUCUGGCGAGAAGUCGGACUUUAUCAUCAACCGCGAGCCAUAUACUCACUCCAAGAUUCUCGUGUGCGACGGGCCUAAUUUUGGCUGCGGUAGCUCUCGCGAGCACGCUCCCUGGGCUUUGCGCGACUUCGGCAUCCUCUGUGUGAUCGCUCCGAGUUUCGGUGACAUCUUCCGAAACAACUGCAUGCAGAACGGCAUGCUACCGAUCGCGUUGCCCGAGCAGGACUGCCGUGCGCUCGCACAGGAUGCAGAGGCGGGAUUGGAGCUGGAGGUGGAUCUCGAGAAGCAGGAGAUCCGUCGCCCGAACGGGAAGCCCGCGAUCCCGUUCAGCGUUGAUCCGUUCCGCAGACACUGCCUGCUGAAUGGGCUGGACGACAUUGCGUUGACGCUGCAGAAGGUGGACAAGAUUGAGGAGUUUGAGAGGCAUCGGAGUGAGCGAUGGCCGUGGCUAGACGGGUUUGGAUACAAGGGCAAGAUUCCCAUUGUGCCUCAGACGAAGAAGAAAAUGGAUUGGUGAAUGGUCCCUGAUGUAUUUUACGUAUCUUGCCUAUAUCCCCGUUGUACAGGAUCCUUGGUGACCAUCACUGCCAUCGAAUUAAAUUAAAAGGAAGGCACACGUUGUCUUUCAUUCGGGAGGACACGUGUGGCUGCCGCGGAAGUGGCU